CGAGGGGACGCGUGAAGGCGCCGAUCGGCUCCGAAUCUGCUGCGCGGAGGUGCCCGGGUGGACUGAAGCGAGGAAGCCGAUACGUUGGAACGACUGAAGCCACACGCCGCCAACAGCCAAGUGGCCACCAUGCGGACGGUGGCCGAGGACAACUUCGGUGUGCACCGGCCGGCCGGUCAGCCGGCCGUGCCCGUGCGCCGCUUCACUCUCACCAACCCAGCGGGCACCGAGGCACAGGUCAUCAACUACGGCGCCCGGCUGACCUCACUCAAGGUCAAGGACAAGCACGGUCGGCUGGUGGACGUGGUGCUCGGAGAGGACUCGUACGAAAAGUACGUCAGCAACACGUGCUAUUUCGGCUGCACGGUCGGCAGGGUGGCCAACCGCAUCGCCGGGGGAAAGUUCGUCCUCAAUGGCCAGGAGGUCAACGUCAAGGUCAACCGGCCGCCGGUACACCUGCACGGCGGUCAGGUCGGCUUCGACAAGCAGCUGUGGGGCUCGCACGUGGAGGGCGACAGCGUCACCUUCACCUACGUCAGUCGCCACGGUGAAGAGGGUUAUCCAGGACAGCUGACGACGCACGUGACGUAUCAACUGACGGAUGAUAACCAGCUGACGAUCCGCUAUCGGGCGAUGAGCGACCGGCCGACGCCGGUCAACCUCACCAACCACACCUAUUGGAACCUGGCCGGCCACGGCGCUGGUCGCGACGAGCUCCUGCGUCACCAGGUCACCAUCAACGCCGCCACGUACCUCGAGGUGGACGAGAACUGUCUGGUGACCGGUCGCCAGUGCUCGGUCAACGGCAGCGGUUACGACUUCCGCGUAUCGCGCCCGCUCAGCGAGGCGCUGGCCGCGCUGCCACCUGGGGGCGGCUUCGACAACAACUACUGCCUGGAACGGCCGGGAGAUGGCGGGGUGGGCACAGCGGCCCGCGUCGUCAGUCCCGACUCGGGCGUCGCCAUGGAAGUGCUGACCGACCAGCCGGGCGUGCAGUUCUACACGGGGAACUUCUUGCCGGCCGACGGCGCGCCGGGAAAAGAGGGCGCCACCUACGGGCGCCAGGGCGCCUUCUGCCUGGAGACUCAGAAGUAUCCCGAUGCGGUCAACCACCCCGAGUUUCCCAGCACGAUCGUGAACCCGGGAGAGCUCUACCAGCACACGUGCAUCUAUCAGUUCUCGGUGGACAACUCGUGCUGAAUGCAGCGUGGACGCCACCGAGGCGGGUCGCAGAUGGCGCUGGUGUGUCGGCGGUGCGGCGUUUCCGGCGCGGUAGUCCAGUUCAGGGUCCAGGCGGUGCGUGAUAGACUAGGGGUGGCGUCGUUUGUCGCUCAGUGGCUUAACUGAGCAAGUUAACAGGUGUUGAUUCAGCUUCUAAUUGGGUUUGACGGCGUGUAUUUCCUCCGGUUUCGGUUAGCCAGCUGCAGGCUGUGGCGAACUCUUUCUAUCCGCUGUCGGAAAAACACGGCGACAUGGCCGGGGCCGCGGAUACAGGUGGAUACCUGAAAAUCUGCCUCACUGCCGGAGACUCGGGUUAAGACCAGAAUUGAGGACAAGUGGAUGUUGCAAACACGCUCAUGUGAUGCUUUCAGUCAACUGCCGAUGCGAACUAAAACGCCAUGUAAAUACUGGCCGUGCGGCUUUAAGACCAGUCCGUUGCAAAUGCGGCAGCUAACCGCCUGCUGGGAUGGCCUAGCCUGCCUCAUUUUUACACAUCAAAAUGAUGCCGAGGCGAAUCACGGAGCCGAGUGCAGUUGUGGUUCUCCCUAGCACUGGCGUGCAGUAGGCCGGCCUUAUGGCGUCGAGCUCGCGGCGGCAGACGGACGGAAGAAAAGCGAGAGGGACAGCGAGCUCACACCUGGGCCACGUUAGAAUCCGGGGGACCGUGCGUGGAGUCUGCACUGGAGUCAGGGAUGUGGUAGGUAGACGGUGGUGCGAGUGUCGACCGCGCUGUAAUGAUAAUAAAACGAGUGGUG
Messenger RNA from Pollicipes pollicipes, 1976 nucleotides. RefSeq names its product galactose mutarotase. Lineage: Eukaryota; Metazoa; Arthropoda; Thecostraca; Pollicipedomorpha; Pollicipedidae. The record is from RefSeq and is a predicted model, not a curated record. The transcript is spliced from 2 exons. The coding region runs from base 130 to 1200 and encodes 356 amino acids. Gene Ontology annotation, molecular function: carbohydrate binding; aldose 1-epimerase activity. Gene Ontology annotation, biological process: beta-D-galactose catabolic process via UDP-galactose, Leloir pathway; glucose metabolic process.